Lodderomyces pseudojiufengensis is the source of this 1077-nucleotide messenger RNA. RefSeq names its product lysine-specific demethylase family protein. Gene Ontology annotation, biological process: chromatin remodeling. Bases 1 to 1077 code for a protein of 358 amino acids. Gene Ontology annotation, molecular function: histone H3K36 demethylase activity; histone H3K9 demethylase activity. The record is from RefSeq and is a predicted model, not a curated record. Gene Ontology annotation, cellular component: nucleus. NCBI's taxonomy places the organism in Eukaryota, Fungi, Ascomycota, Pichiomycetes, Serinales, Debaryomycetaceae. The transcript has a single exon.
AUGCAUACAAGAUCACUGCUGAUACACGAAGAAUCUAUAGAACCAUCAUUUAUAGAAAAUGGUGUACCAGUUUUUAAACCAACGAUGGAACAAUUUCAAGAUUUUUAUAAAUUUAAUCAAUUAAUAAAUAAAUAUGGUUUAGAAUCUGGUAUAGUAAGAGUAAUACCACCAAAAGAAUGGAAUAAUAGUCUUUCAAGUUGUUAUACAGAAGAAAAUUUAUCAAAAGUUCUUAUAAAAAACCCUAUAGUUCAACAAAUAAAUCAUACAGGUCAUGGAAUUUUUCAACAACAAAAUGUUGAAAGAGCUAGAAAAUAUAAUUUAAAACAAUGGAAAGAAUUAUCAAGAAAUUAUGAACCACCUAGGAAAAGAAAAAGACUGCAUGAUGAAAUGAUAUCAAAUGAUACUGAAUAUACAAAAGAAAGAUGUGAAGAAUUAGAAAGAGCUUAUUGGAAAUCAUUAACUUAUUCUGAACCAAUAUAUGGAGCAGAUUCAGAAGGUUCAUUAUUUACUGAUAAUAUAGAUUGUUGGAAUGUGGCAAAAUUACCAAAUAUUUUAGAUUUAAUGGAAGAAAAUUUACCAGGAGUAAAUCAUGCAUAUUUAUAUGCUGGAGUAUGGAAAGCUACAUUUGCAUGGCAUUUAGAAGAUCAAGAUCUUUAUCUGAUAAAUUAUUUACAUUUUGGAGCCCCCAAGCAAUGGUAUCUGAUUCCUCAAUCUCAACAUGAAAAAUUUUUUAAUGUAAUGAAAGAUUUAUUUACUGAUGAAUAUAAAAAUUGUUCACAAUUUCUUCGACAUAAAACUUUUUUAGUUUCACCACAAUUUUUAAAGAAAAAAGGAAUUGCAGUAAAUCAUACUAUUCAUAGACAAGGUGAAUUUAUAAUUACAUAUCCUUAUGGUUAUCAUGCUGGAUUUAAUUAUGAUUAUAAUUUAGCAGAAUCUGUAAAUUUUGCUAUUCCAACUUGGUUUGAUGUUGCAAAAAAUACUGAAAGUUGUCAUUGUAUACCAGAUGCAGUUAGUAUAAAUGUUGAUCAACUAUAUCAAAAAUAUAAAUCAUGGUCAAAUAAAGUUGAUUUGUUUUAA